Molecule: messenger RNA, 1248 nt
Organism: Penicillium digitatum Pd1
Lineage: Eukaryota; Fungi; Ascomycota; Eurotiomycetes; Eurotiales; Aspergillaceae
Source: RefSeq, a predicted model, not a curated record
AUGUCUGGAUUGUUCACCACCAUUUUGGCCUGCCUUCUCAUACAAAAUGUCCUUGCGAUUGAGGUUAACCCCGAGGAUGAGACCUCCCUCAAAAAUGCCGCCAAGACCGUCGCCACCACAAUGAUGGAUUUCUACAAUGCCCGCAACUCCAACGAUAUUCCGGGGAAAAUGGACGAUACCUGGUGGGAAGGCGGUUCGAUGUUUAUGACCCUCAUCCAAUACUGGUAUUUAACAGGCGACAGCCAAUUCAACGAUGCCAUCCAGGAAGGCAUGUAUUGGCAAAAGGGCGAAAACAACUUCUUCCCAAGCAACUACUCCCAAUACCUGGGUAAUGAUGAUCAAGUGUUCUGGGGACUAGCGGCGAUAACCGCCGGAGAAUUGAACUUUCCAGAAAGAGAACACGAACCCUCGUGGAUUUCACUGGCCGAGGGUGUCUUUAAUGGACAGAUUCCUCGCUGGGAUGUUAAAAAUUGCGGUGGAGGGUUGCGAUGGCAGAUUUGGCCUUACCAGGAUGGCUAUAAUUUGAAAAAUGCUAUUUCCAACGGCGGCUUGUUCCAACUGUCAGCGCGUCUGGCACUAUACACCCGGAACGCGACCUAUGCUGAAUGGGCCGAGAAGAUUUGGGAUUGGAGUGCAUCUACACCACUGCUGAGGAAGAAUUGGACCAAUGGCACCGAAAGCAAAUGGCUCGAAGGCGUGACAGGACUGAUCAAAACAUCUAACCAGUUUUUCCCUGAAUCAGGUGGGAACCAAAUCUUAUCCGAUAUCACCUGUGAGCCCAUCAACAGGUGUGACCGCAACCAGAAAACCUUCAAGGCCUAUUUCACCGGCUGGCUCGGAUUCAUGUCGCUGAUUGUACCGGCCAAUAUCACGGCGGAGGUAAUGGGAAAAUUCAAGGUCUCCGCUGUCGCUGCCGGUCAGCAAUGCUCCGGCGGAAGCGAUGGGAACCACUGUGGAGUUCGCUGGACGAAGAAGGCGGAAUGGGACGGGACCAUGGGCUUGGAGCAGCAGAUGUCUGUCUUGGGUGUUCUUAAUGCUGUCAUGGUCCCAUUUAAGGCAGAUGGCCCUUACAAUACUGAUAAUGGAGGGACAUCCAAAAGUGACCCAGUUGGGGGCACCAAUGAGCAGGCUAACGUGGGGCCUGCACCCAUCACUACAGGGGAUAGGGUUGGCGCAGGAAUCUUGACUGCGAUCUUCGUUAUAGUCUGGGUUGGAGCUACAUGUUUUAUGCUUGUUGGAGGCGAGUAG